This is a messenger RNA of Ornithodoros turicata, 1915 nucleotides long. Its product is annotated as calpain-B-like. Gene Ontology annotation, biological process: proteolysis. Bases 27 to 1742 code for a protein of 571 amino acids. NCBI's taxonomy places the organism in Eukaryota, Metazoa, Arthropoda, Arachnida, Ixodida, Argasidae. Gene Ontology annotation, molecular function: calcium-dependent cysteine-type endopeptidase activity. The record is from RefSeq and is a predicted model, not a curated record. Gene Ontology annotation, cellular component: cytoplasm. The transcript is spliced from 12 exons.
GUGGUGGCGUCAGGGUGUCCGUGCCCAUGGGCUGCGGAACGUUGUCGACAGUGUCACCAGGUCCUUCGUCUAGCCCACGUCCGGUGCGUGUGUGGACGGCAUACCCGUUGUACAGAGACGCCUCCGACUACACGUCGUCGCAAGGCCUUCGACAGGACGUCCUCGUCCACCGUGGUGACGAUGGUCGCCUUCCAGUGGGAAGGCCAGAUUCAGCAUUCGAAGCCACGUCGGUCGCAUUUGACUUGCCCGAUGUGCGGGCGCUGUAUCCGCUUAGGGUUACGAGGACUGCACUGGAAAACGAGAAGGUGAUACGAAGUCUUCCAGUCACCGAGCUCUUCGUGGACUCGCACUUUCCUCCUGUGGACUCCUCUCUCUACACGUAUAGGCGACCAGUUCAAGGCAGGGUGACAUGGAUGAGACCUCACGAGCUGGUGUCCGAACCAAAGUUAUUAGUCGAUGACGUCAGUCGAAACGACAUCGUGCAAGGCUCCCUCGGAGAUUGCUGGUUUCUCUCGUCUUGCGCAGCAGUUGCUCAACGGCCAGAUCUCAUGCACAGGGUUAUUCCGCCAGAACAAGAACUGUACGGAGCUGGCUAUAACGGAGCUGUUCGCUUCAACCUAUGGCGGUUUGGUCGAUGGGUCGUGGUGUACGUCGAUGACCUUCUGCCGACGAACGACGAAAAGCUGAUCUACUCACGCUGCACGGACCCUAAGGAGUUCUGGGUAGCCCUUCUAGAGAAAGCGUAUGCGAAACUUCAUGGCAGCUACGAAGCGUUAGAAGGAGGACAAGCGAUGGACGCCAUGGUAGACUUGACGAGCGGCCUUGCUGAACGGUAUGAUCUCCAGGAUUCUCCGCCGCAUCUGUUCUCGUUCCUGCUGCAGGCAUCGCAGCACAGUGCCUUCAUCACGUGCUCAAGAAAGGGAGACUGGUGGCUGGCUACAGCAGCCGACCCAAAUGGCCUCGUAUCCGGACACGCGUACACCGUGAGUGCCGUGAAACGGAUAAAGCUCAUCAACGGACAAGGUGCUCGGCUUCUGCGUAUUCGUAACCCUUGGGGAAACGGCAUUGAGUGGAUGGGAGACUGGAACGCCUCGGAUCCAGCGUGGUCAUUGGUCGACAAUGCGACGAAAAAGGAGAUCGAAUGGCAGAAGCACGGAGACGGAGAGUUCUGGAUGAAGUACGAAGACUUCUGCGUAGAGUUUGAAGAAGUGUCCAUUUGUACCUUGGGCCCUGACUUUGAUGGUGACGGUAUUCCGGAAACACCUGGAGAGAUGCGUGCUAUACGAGGCGUCUGGAAUGAAGGCAGAAACUCCGGGGGAUCGAGGAACAACUUGCGAAUGUUCGCAACAAAUCCGCAAUAUAUCCUCUCCAUAAAAGUUCCUACUUUCGCAAAGGGCAGUCCUCAGGAUGACGUUACUGUAAGCGUCGUGGUGGCUCUGAUGCAGGUACACCCUCCCAAUAACAAUCUGAUAGCGCGAAAUCGGCUCCGGAUGUACCAGAUUGGCUUCGUAAUCUAUCAGGCGGACGACACUUAUAAGCGACUUCCUUUGGAACACUUCAUGAAGAACAUGGAUGUCGCGAACUCCGGGGCGUACAUAAACUACAGGGAAGUGUUUGGCCGCUACGAACUCCGACCGGGUCAUUACGUCAUAAUUCCGGCUACGUUUGACCCCGGCUGUCCAGGAUCUUUCAUGAUCCGUGUUUAUGCCGACUGCUCCUUUCAACUAAGAGAGCUGUGCUGAAUAUGCUGCUGCCAUUGGUGAUUGAUGAUCAGCCUUGACUACAAUACUGCCUUCACCUUGUACGGACCGGCGCACUCUGCGAAUGCUGGCGCACGGUCAUUGUAUCAAACAAAUCAAGAUGGAAUGCAAGAGACGGUGUGACACAGACUGCUUACUCGCUGAAAAGAAACUCU